Molecule: messenger RNA, 3661 nt
Organism: Amphibalanus amphitrite
Lineage: Eukaryota; Metazoa; Arthropoda; Thecostraca; Balanomorpha; Balanidae
Product: rab GTPase-activating protein 1-like
Exons: 22
Coding region: 135-3254 (1039 amino acids)
Source: RefSeq, a predicted model, not a curated record
GGGGCAAUCGGGGCAAUAAUGCGCCAGAAACGUGAAUUAGGGGAUUAUACCUAUUGAAUUUAUGUAAAUAUUGAAGGUGAAUUGCCUUCAACAACACGCUCAAAUGUCAAGCUGCAGCUGUCAGGUUGACCAGGAUGAGUGAGACACCCAGUCGAGCGGGAAGUGCCGACACGGAUGAGUUUGUGAUACUCAGUGAGACCUCCGAGAGCGGGCCGCGUCUCAGCGUUCCCGGUCCGGGCGGGCUGCCGCAGCUGCAGAGGACCCUGCUCGAGUGUCUGGGUGACGGUAUGGAGUCGGCCGGCGGCGACACGCUGGCCGGUGGCGACGGACCGGCGUCGGCGGCCUCUCAGGACACGGCGCCGCCGUCAGAGGGGACGGCCAGCCCUCCCUGCUCGCCGGCCGGCCCUGACCGGGCGGAACCCGCCGACACGACAAAACCGGCGCCAGGCUCGCCGGGCAGUGUUGGUGCUACCGAAGGCAGCGCCGGUGAGGACGUGCUGGAGGAUCACUGUACGUUCCACCGCGUACAGUACCUGGGAGCGGCCAGCAUCAACGCUCCGCGCAGCGAGACCGAGAUUCAGCGCAACAUGGCCAUUCUGAAUGCGGAGGAGGCCAGUCGGCAGGCCAUCGCCGUGUCUGUGGCCGUGCCGACCACGCCGCAGGGCAGCGUCAUCCUGUACGACGAGUCUGCCCAGACGGAGAUAGUGUCGUUCCCGGUCUACCGGAUCCUGUUCUGCGCCGUCGGCCCGGCCGGCUCCCAGGAGGAGCACUGUUUCGGCUUCACCUGCAGUCGCGGAGAGGCGCAGGAGUCGGCCAUCUUCCAGUGUCACGUCUUCAAGUGCUCCGCCCCGCGUGCUUCCGGUCGGGUGCUGAGCUGCUUCGCUCGGGCGUUCCGUAAGCAGCCGUCGGGAGUGGCGGGUGGCGAGGACACGGCUCGGCGCCAGCUCAGCUACGACUUCGAGCUGGCCGUGGAGAUACAGGAGGAGGAUGGGAAGGGCACAUACUCGGCGGUGCCCCGCGACAAGGGCGGCUUCAAGCUGCGCUGCCACACGCAGCGGAAGGUGACUGUGUCGGUACGGCAGACCAGCGAGGACCUCCCGCCGCUCAACAUCGAGCGCUGCUUCGGCCUGCUGGUGGCGCCCGGGAAGAACGUCCGCCACGGCGAGAUGACGCUACUGGAAAUGCUGUCGAUGGGUUCUGUUGUCGGGGAGCGGUGCUCGUACGCCGUGGUGGGCCUCUGGGACGCCGGCGAUCCGAACCUGGGCCUGCUCAACCAGGAGACGCCCAAGGACCUGCCCCUGAUGAUGUCCAUCGGUAUCGACCUCGUCAUCGAGGGGAUUCACGAGCCGGUGCGGUUCGUACUCGAGUCCCGGGUCCGAGUGUACCCACAGUCGGAGCGGUUCUGGUACUUCUCGGCCAAGAAACUGCUGCACCGAUUCACUCUCAGUGUGGUCAAUACGGGUCAGCAGCUGGAGUUUGUGAAGCUGGAGAACCAGGGUGAGGUGGAGUCGCCCAGGAGUCUGCUGCCGAACCUCAGCCUCACGGGCCUGCCGGGCAUGCCGGGACGGUCGCCCAGCGUCACCAGCCCCGGAUCGCCCAUCCCGGAGGAUAGCGAUAACGACGACCCACUGCCGUCCGGCACCGGCGAGGUCAGCAAAGACUGCGGCGAGGGCGAGCUGGCCAGCUGGGGAGACGUGCUGGCCAAGUGGCGCUUCAACCUCACCCAGCGACCACGCGGACUCAGCACGCUGGUGAAGCGCGGCGUACCGGAGGCCCUGCGCGGCGAGGUGUGGCAGCUGCUGGCCCGCUGUCACGAGGACCCCGACAUGCUCGACACGUACAGGAUGCUCAUCAACAAGGACAGCAGCUGGGAGGCCGUGAUACAGAAGGACAUCAACCGCACAUUCACUGGGCACGAUUACUUCCGCGAGGCCGGCGGCGUGGGCCAGGACGCGCUGUUUAAAAUGUCCAAGGCGUAUGCUGUGUACGACGCCGAGGUCGGCUACUGCCAGGGCCUGAGCUUCCUAGAGGCGGCGCUGCUGCUUCACAUGCCGGAAGAGCAGGCGUUCUGUGUGCUGGUCCGCAUCAUGUUCCAGUACGGUCUGCGCGAACUGUUCAAGGACGGGUUCGCCAUUCUGCAUCUGCGCUUCUACCAGCUAGACCGGCUGAUGGAGGAGCACAUCCCCGAGCUUUGGGCGCACUUCAGCGAGCUGGGGAUCGAGUCGCACAUGUUCGCCUCGCAGUGGUUCCUGACGCUGUACACGGCCAAGUUUCCGCUCUACGUGGUGUUCCACGUGCUCGACGUGUUCCUUCUGAAGGACAUGGAUUGGGUGUUCCAGGUGGCCAUCGCCCUGCUGCUGCUGUCAAAGAAGGAGCUGCUGGCGCUCGACUUUGAGGGCACUCUGAAGUACUUUCGCGUGUCGCUGCCAAAGCGCUACCGGCACGAGGAGAACGCCCGGCAGCUGGUGAAGACGGCAGUGGCCACUAAAGUGAAGAGACUGCGCAAGUACGAGAAGGAGUACCUCGCUGCCAAAGAGCAGGAGAGGCUGCGAGAGGACCCGGCCGACCGGCUGCAGCGCGAGAACCGGCAGAUGCUGGCCGCCAACCUGCGGCUCGAGCACGAGAACGACGACCUGGCGCUCGAGCUGGUCACCGGCAAAAUCCAGCUGCAGCGAAAACUGGACGUGGCGGAGGAGCAGUGUGAGCGUCUCUCGAAGGACCUGGCCACCUCUCAGACGCGUCUGGCCGACACCGAGGAGGAGAAACGGCGGCUCCUCGAGGAGUCGUGUCAGGUGAAGGAGCUCCUGAAGCGAGAACUGCGUAAGGGCGAGACAGAGCUACAGAGGAAUGUCGCCAUUAUCGCCGACUAUAAACAGAUCUGUAAGCAGCUGAGCGAGCGGCUGGAGCGGGAGCAGCUGGCGGCCAGCUCAGAGAUUCAGCUGCUAAAGGAUAUUGUGAAGUCGUGCGAGGCCUGCAGUCAGCGACUGAGCAGCGAGUCGCUCCGUCCGGUCCAGCACCCGCUGUCCGAUCUGUGUGAGGAACAGGACCCCGUGCGUGCCCGCGACGCCCGCAUCCGUGAGCUGGAGCUGGAGCUGGCCACCACCAAACUCGCACAAGUCGAGGUCGAGUGUAAAAACCAGGAUCUGACACACCAAAUGGGCGCCGCGCUUGCUGAGCUGCAGGCUUCCAAGAGCACAUGGUUCCACAAGACACUCUCCUCUAUAAAGGAAGCGGCCAAGAAGGAGAGUGGCUAGGCCCCCGGGGCCACCACCCACGAACAAUACGCGCGCGCUGGGCUGGGCCGAGAGCGGCUCGGUCAGCCGGUGAUCCUUACUGCAGAUCACCGGCUGACGAGCCCAGUCCUCUCGGAGCGGCCACCAAGUGUCCAGAGCUUUGGCGAAUGUGCAAACAGGGAGGGCUCUUACAUUCCCAUCACUAACCCUGUAUAACUACUUACGUUGCUUUGAGGCUUGUCUGUGAUGGUCAUCCGUAGCUGAUAUUGUGUGUAGCGUGUACCGAAUGUUCCGUUCAUGGCUUGGUUAUUGUGUCAAAUAUGUAUUAUCUCGCGAUGUUGCUGUGCGCAGAAUAUGAAUCAGUGCAUAUAUUCGAGACAUAUAAGUGCGAUAAGUCAGAAGUCACAAUAUAUUACAUUGUGAAAUUC